AUGCCCGACGCAAGAGACAUUAUCCUGCCCCCCCUGUCUGCGGGGGCAGCCCAUAUGAUGGUAUUCGGAUCGCCGGAGAACUUUAGCGCGAUCGUGCAGAUCGUUGCAGCGGAACGUCUCGAAGGGAAGGAGCCGGCGGACUGGAUAUUGGAGCUCAGCGAUGGGGAGUGGGCAUUCAGGACGACUGGCUCCUGA
Messenger RNA from Dacryopinax primogenitus, 195 nucleotides. RefSeq lists its product as uncharacterized. The transcript has 2 exons. NCBI's taxonomy places the organism in Eukaryota, Fungi, Basidiomycota, Dacrymycetes, Dacrymycetales, Dacrymycetaceae. The record is from RefSeq and is a predicted model, not a curated record. Bases 1 to 195 code for a protein of 64 amino acids.